Bombyx mori (domestic silkworm) is the source of this 1691-nucleotide messenger RNA. Its product is annotated as dopamine N-acetyltransferase-like. The transcript is spliced from 5 exons. The coding region runs from base 767 to 1492 and encodes 241 amino acids. Lineage: Eukaryota; Metazoa; Arthropoda; Insecta; Lepidoptera; Bombycidae. The record is from RefSeq and is a predicted model, not a curated record. Gene Ontology annotation, molecular function: N-acetyltransferase activity.
UGUAUGCGAUAUAAACACACUCGGCUCAGGGAGCGAGUUCAGUGCGGUCAUGUUUACCGUUCAAUUUAUUUUAUAACAUUUUUAAGGCGUUUUAAUUAAGGAGUUUAAAAUUUUUAUGCGUUGGAUCUUUUAACAUUGCUGAAGACUCUUUUAAUUGUUCAGGUAAGUAACUUUUAAUUAGGACAUAACUUAGUUAAUUCAAAUAAAAAGAAAAUAAACCAACAAAAAUAAUAACUCGAUAUUCUUAUAUAUAAUCACCAGAACGAUCUCAAUACCAUUCAGCGCUUUAAAAUCAUAACGCAUAACAUAAAAAACCAAAUUAAAAUAUUGCUAAUAUCGAAUUAACAAAACUGUGAAUUUAUUUGUAAAACGCGAUAAUCGACCUAAUCUUCAUGUUGGCCUACGGUUAUUCAACAAGUCUCGUAGAAACAGGUUUGAGACUCGACUACGAUACGGAAUGGUUUCUAUUUUAGAAUUGGAUAUUAUCGGUCAGUGGUGUACUGAAUAGUAAUGUACUUACCAGCCAUCCACGAUUUAGUUUUUGAUUUAUAUUACUAUCUCAAACUACAAAUAUUUAUUUGAUAUUUGAUAAUGUUUUGAAUCGGUUAGUAAUCAAUACGUUUUCAUAUAAUUUAAGGUUAAGUGCUAUCACAGACGAUAAACUUACGCGCUCGAAAAAAUAACAAUAGUUGUCGUCCAUUUUAAAAAUCAUUGUUCGAAUGAUUUGAAUACAAUUUGGAAAACCUUUUAAAAUAGCGCCUUUUUAAUGACACUUCCUAUUAAAUUGGUUAUGUCCAAAGAAACGACUUUUACUGUCCUUCCUAUUACUGCUAACGAUGAGGAGGAAAUAAUGGACUUACUUAAAAGAACAUUCUUCAUCGACGAACCCUUGAACGAGGCAGUAGGGUUAUAUGAUUCCGGCUCAUGUCUAGAGGUAGAGGAAUAUUGCAGGGAUUCGCUACUGAAAGGAUUGUCUUUCAAAGCCGUCGAGCCUAAGGGAAAAAUCAUUGGUACCAUGAUCAAUGGAAUAUGUCCAUUGGAGGAUGAAGAUGAGGAGAACAGUCUCUUGAAUCAAGCACUUCGAUGUCCCAAUCCUAAAUUCCAGAGGAUUCUACAUAUUCUAGCCAGAAGGGAGGAAGGCGCUAAACUUGCUGAGAAAUUUCCAAGUGAUAAAGUUUUUGUGGAUAUUAAGGUUGCAGCUACAGACCCGCAUUGGAGGAGAAGAGGUGUAAUGAACGAGUUAUUGAGAGAAACGGAGAAUAUCACAAAGCAACGCGGCAUAAGAAUACUCCGCAUGGAUACAUCUAGCGCCUAUUCCGCGAUGUCAGCUGAGAGGCUCGGCUUCAAUUGCAUUUACAAAGCGGCGUACAAGGACAUUAAGCUGAAUGGUGAACCUCUGAUCGUACCCAAAGAACCGCACGUAAACGAUGCAGUGUACAUAAAACUACUUUCAGGAAGUGAUCCUGGAACACUUGUUCAUAAUAAAACGUGAAUUCCACAUUACUACAGCUGUAAUCAUCAGAAUGAUUAUAAAAUAUAUUUAACUUUGUUUCAGUCAAUGACUUAAAAAUGCGCUCCUAUUUUUCGAUAUGUUUAAUUAUUGUUGUUUAUGUUAAUUAUUUUUAAAAGAAUUGUUGUUAAUAUGUUACCUUUUCCAGUGUCUGCGAAAUAAAUAUUUAACACGGUUAAAA